AUGACCGAGCCGCAGCCGGAGCCGGAGCCGGACGCCUCGACGCCGUGGCACGACGGGUGCUACUGCUUCCGGACGGACCAGCUGGACGCGGCGCGCGCGGCGGGGCAGUCGAUUCGCUGCGGCGGCGGCCUUAAAUGCGCCUGCCUCGACCCCACCCUGCUGCCUUCCACCUUCCCGGCCGACUUCUUCGACCUGGAGUCCGCCAGCUGGGACGCCAUCAUUGAUCCGCUCAUCGACAUCCCGUCGCCAAACGCCCCCUCCGAUCAAAAGAAGCGCCCCAUAUCACACCCCUCCUCGUGCAAGUGCCCCUGCGCCGCACGCCAUGUCGCGGAGGCUGUCAUCGCCGCAAAGCGACGUAGGUGCUGCGGGCCCAACUGCACCUGCGCCCUGGGCGACUGCAAAUGCCCGCAAAACUCAGUCCCCACCGCGCUUCGCUGUUGUGGAGACGCAGAUCCAGAUAUUGUCGCUCAAAACGUCGCCAACACCCUCUCCAUGAAUUCGCCCCACCUCAACCCCUCCCAACCCGCAAACCCGCACCCGGCUUCGUGUUGUCAACCAUCGCCCGCUCGCCAAACCGACCCCAUUGCAGCCACCACCCCACCGCAAACACCAUCCUUCUUUCCUCAUCCCUAUCCGCCCACACAACCCCACCAACCUCCUGCAUCUCUUGUUCUUGCUCUGCUAGAUCAGCAACAGCCACUUAUUCGUCCCCCGGUACCCGUCUCAUUUCAACAUGCCGUUCCUUCUCAAGUGCAACCACCGCUCACAUCAUGUGCCGAUACCCCACCUCCUGCACCCUUUCCCUCUCUCUCCCCGCAUAUUAUCACUCCGCCUCAUUGCAUCCCAAGCUCUGCGCACCUCAAUCCAAUAUUAUCUCCCUCAUCAUCUGCAUUGGUCCCACCUCUUCCGGAAACCCAACAACUGAAUCAACUCCCCCCUAGAUGCAGUUCAUGCGCCAAACGUAUUACACCUGCGGCCGAAUCACCUCCACGGGAAUCUAAGACCACAUCCACCGUCUUGGCCCAACUCUAUCCUCCCACUACCUUGGCUUUGCGAAAACAGCCAAAUGGUAUUCAUCCUCCAGCCGUCGCAUCAUAUCAACUGCUUGUGCCGGAAGUGACGCCUAAGCAAUCCGCCAACCCUACGAUAGACUCACCAUCCAAGCAUCUACUUGUCCCGGAGGAACCAUCGGACACAAGCACCCAACAGAGCACGGGUCACCAACCUAAUGACACAGUUCCGCAACAAAAGCCUCGCGCCCGCUGUUCUGAGAAAGGAACUGGUCGUCGACGGUCGGCCCCACUACCCAACCCGAAGGGUGCGCCAUCAGCAUCGACAACAUCAGCGCCUUCCGUGUCAUCCACUCCGUCUGAUAAUGGCGAGGAGCGCAGUCGACAGUUUGCAUGUAGCCAAUGCCCGUCCACGUUUUUCUUCAAGCAAAACCGUGACCGACACGUCAACGAAGUGCAUCUGGGGCAUCGCCCACACAAGUGCAACUUCCCCGGAUGCGACAGUGCGUUCAAAAACCGAUCAGGACUUAAGCAACACGCCCGAACCGUGCAUGAGAAGGCGCGCCCGUACAAGUGUACUCAGUGCGACUCUGCGUUUGGACAACGCAACCACUUGACACAGCAUGUCCUUGUGGUGCAUGAAAAAGUGAAGAUGUACAAAUGCGAGCUAUGCAGCAUGACCUUUUCCAACGUCGGGAACCGCACUCAGCACAUGAAGAGACGGCACUCGCAAACGGCCUCUUGA
Molecule: messenger RNA, 1755 nt
Organism: Chondrus crispus (carragheen)
Lineage: Eukaryota; Rhodophyta; Florideophyceae; Gigartinales; Gigartinaceae
Exons: 1
Coding region: 1-1755 (584 amino acids)
Source: RefSeq, a predicted model, not a curated record